Molecule: messenger RNA, 702 nt
Organism: Hibiscus syriacus
Lineage: Eukaryota; Viridiplantae; Streptophyta; Magnoliopsida; Malvales; Malvaceae
Product: early nodulin-75-like
Exons: 1
Coding region: 1-702 (233 amino acids)
Source: RefSeq, a predicted model, not a curated record
AUGUCUCUGGCAAGCUUGUUAGCAUUGGUCGUUGUAGUGGUGGCGCUCUUCGCCCCCACUCCCUCACUCGGUUCCUACGACACUCCCGACUAUGGGAAACAACCUAGUCAUGUCUAUACACCACCCGAAAACAAUCCACAAUACCAUCCACCAUCAAAAAAGGAUCAACCCGAAUACAAACAACCAAAAAAGGAAAAACACAAAUACAAAUCACCGAAGUAUGAGAAACCCAAAGGAAAGUCACCAUAUCCACCACCAUCUUAUUCACCAUCACCUUAUUCAUCACCGCCUUAUUCAGACACACCUUAUUCAUCAGCAUCUUAUUCACCACCAAAAAAGGAAAAAAACGAAUACAAAUCGCCAAAGUAUGAGAAACCUAAAGAGAAGUCACCUUAUCCACCCCCAUCUUAUUCACCACCACCUUAUUCAUCACCACCUUAUUCAUCACCACCUUAUUCAGACACACCUUAUUCACCACCAAAGAACGAAAAACACGAAUACAAAUCGCCAAAGUAUGAGAAACCCAAAGAGAAGUCACCUUGUUCAUCACCAUCUUAUUCGCCACCAAAAUAUGAGAAACCAAAAGACAGGUCACCUCCACCAAAGAAUGGAAACUCACCUUACUAUCCACCACCAAAGGAGGAAAUCCCGCCUUACUAUGAACGAUCUUAUGGUUUGUAUCCCGCAAACACUCACCAUUGA